Microtus ochrogaster (prairie vole) is the source of this 4417-nucleotide messenger RNA. Its product is annotated as zinc finger protein 768. Gene Ontology annotation, molecular function: RNA polymerase II transcription regulatory region sequence-specific DNA binding; DNA-binding transcription factor activity, RNA polymerase II-specific. The record is from RefSeq and is a predicted model, not a curated record. The coding region runs from base 217 to 3936 and encodes 1239 amino acids. Gene Ontology annotation, cellular component: nucleus. Lineage: Eukaryota; Metazoa; Chordata; Mammalia; Rodentia; Cricetidae. The transcript is spliced from 9 exons. Gene Ontology annotation, biological process: regulation of transcription by RNA polymerase II.
CGUGAGACCCCACUGCCACCAUUUUUAUGCAGGCAACCUCAAGUCCUGAUUAUGUACCUGCUACUUUCAGUUUUCAAAUUUUACCUACAUUAGGGUGGGCACGGAACUGGUUUCUGUCACUUCUCGGCCCUGGUAUCCGAGCGCGGACACCUGGGGCUGGGCAGGCGUUCCCGGGUGCUCUGGACUGGCCCGGGGCCGAGCCGGGGGAGGGUCCCCAUGGCGCAGCCACUUGCCCCGGGAAGGUACUCGGCUCGAGCCGCGUUCGGGAAGCCCGGGGCGGUGAGCUUCGCGGACGUGGCCGUGUACUUCUCCCCCGAGGAGUGGGGGUGUCUGCGGCCGGCUCAGAGAGCCCUGUACCGGGAGGUGAUGCGCGAGACCUACGGUCUCCUGCGCGCGCUCGGAGGCGGAGGCGCCAAGCCAGCGCUCAUCUCCUGGGUGGAGGAAGAGACCGAACUGUGGGGACCCGGUGCCCAGGAUCCAGAGGUGGCCAUGUGUCCGACAGAAGCCGACUCAGAUUGCAGACAGGAGGAAAGGAAGAGACCAAGGGAAGAGACUGAGGCAACCCAGAAGACGUUUUCUACACAAGCUGAGCCAAAGGAGCCUCAUCCCUCCUUUGCUGGACCCCCUCGCAACUUGGAGCUGUUGCCCAAGGACACUCACCCCCCUCUUGGUGUCCACGCCACUGUCCCAAGAGCAGAUCAGCGUCAUGGCUGCCGUGUGUGUGGGAAGAGUUUUGCCUGGCGGUCCACAUUGGUGGAGCACCUGUACACCCACACUGGUGAAAAGCCGUUCCGUUGCCCUGAUUGCAGCAAGCCCUUUGGUCGAGCUUCCUCCCUGAGCAAGCACCGGGCCAUACACCGAGGGGAACGGCCACAUCGCUGUCCUGAAUGUGGCCGGGCCUUCACGCAGCGCUCUGCCCUCACCACCCAUCUGCGUGUCCACACUGGGGAGAAGCCCUACCGCUGUGCUGAUUGUGGGCGCUGCUUCAGCCAGAGCUCUGCGCUCCAUCAGCACCAGCGGGUACACAGCGGCAUGACCCCCUUUCCUUGCACAGACUGUGGCAGAGCCUUUGCCCAUGCCUCAGAUCUUCGGCGCCAUGUGCGCACCCACACGGGUGAAAAGCCUUACUCAUGCCCUGACUGUGGACGCUGCUUCCGCCAGAGCUCUGAAAUGGCUGCCCACAGGCGGACCCACAGUGGCGAGCGUCCCUACCCGUGCCCUCAGUGUGGCAGGUGCUUUGGCCAGAAGUCCGCAGUGGCGAAGCAUCAGUGGGUCCAUCGGCCAGGAGCUAGGGGUCAUAGGGACGGAGAAGCCAGUCAGUUAUCUAUAUCCCCGGCCACAGGCCAAGGGGAGCUGGAUCCGCCUGUGGACUUCAGGCACUACCCAGAGAUAUUCCAGGAGUGCGGGGAAUGGUCAAAGACAGAUUACAGCAGGCAGAGCAACAUGCCCAAGAUCAAACGAGAGUGGAGGUUCUGCUACAGCGGGAUCUUACGCCAGGAGGAGGCGCUCCUCACAGCUUCCCUGGCCUGGAGAGCAGCAGAUGCGGUGUUCCAACAGAUCCCAGCCAAAUCUCCUCUUCCUUCCAAGUCUCCAUGCAAGCCAGGUGCCUUAAAGGUUGACUCCCUGCUGUCGGGUUCCGUUCUGGAACUCUUCAGUGUCACCCUCACCUCGGAACUAUCCUGCAUGCUUCAGGGCGGGAAAAUCCGGAAACCAGGUCCAGAACUCAGGAUUUGUGAAGGACAAAUGGCGCGGGGGAAAGUUUUGAAAGCACAGACCGAGCUGGCGGGGAGACGCCUGGCACCUCCUACUCUCAUUCCUGCUGGCAUUUCAGGCAGACAGCAGUUGGAAAGGCCUGAGCGCCCUCCACUCAAAGAAACCAGGAGCCUGGGAGACCGGCGAUCUAAGGAGGUGGGAAGUGGCGGCCAGAAUGCCAGCCCUAGCGGCCAAUCGUCGGCAGAGUGGGCGGAGCCUCGCAGCGCGGAGGCGGGGCUGUCUCUCUGGCAACGAGCCGCGGCGCGGGGGAUGGAGGACGUGGGCGGGGGAGUGGGCGCGGGUGUCACCGCUGUAGUUGGGCUGGCUGGAGCGUGCUGGGCUUCAGAACCUGGAGACGUGGUCAAACGAGCGGUCGCCCACGUUCCCGGGGCCAGUCCGAGGCUCGGGGCUCCGGACACUCGAACUGGGUUGCAGGAUCGUCCGCCAUCACCACGGCCGCUGCCCUGGGAGCUGGCAGGGAUGGAGCGGGAGGCGUCGUCGUGGGGCCUCGAGCCUGGGGAUGUGCACAGUCCUGACGAAACGGGCAGCCCCGAAGGGUCUCUCAAAGGCAACACAAAUGAAAACGAAGGGGCAAUUUCUCAGCAAGAAGACCGUGGGGACUAUGAAGUUGAAGAAAUACCUUUUGGGCUCGAACCCCAAAGCCCCGAGUUUGAAUCCCAAAGCCCAGAGUUUGAGUCCCAGAGCCCCAGGUUUGAGCCUGAAAGCCCAGGGUUUGAAUCCCGAAGCCCUGGGUUUGUGCCCCCAAGCCCGGAGUUUGCACCCAGAAGUCCUGAAUCAGAUCCUCAGAGCCCCGAGUUUGAAUCCCAGAGUCCUAGGUAUGAGCCGCAAAGCCCUGGCUAUGAUCCCAAGAGUCCAGGCUAUGUACCCGGGAGCCCUAGGUAUGAACCCAAAAGCCCUGGAUAUGGUUUGAAGAGCCCCGAAUUUGAAUCUCAAAGCCCCGGGUAUGAAUCCCAGAGUCCCGGGUAUGCACCGCAGAACUCUGGAGAUGAAGCUCAGAACCCCGAGUUCAAAACCCAUAGCCCCGAAUUUGAAACUCAAAGUUCCAAAUUCCAGGAAGGUGCAGACAUGCUUCUGAACCCCGAGGAAAAGAAUCCAUUGAGCAUCUCCUUAGGAGUGCACCCCCUGGACUCCUUUACUCAGGGGUUUGGGGAGCAACCCGCAGGGGCACUGCCUCUAGGAGCACCAUUUGAUAUGCCUGCAGGGGCCCUGCUGGCCACACCCCAGUUUGAGAUGCUCCAGAAUCCCCUAAAUCUGACAGGGACCCUUCGUGGUCCAGGCCGUAGAGGUGGCCGGGCCAGGGGUGGGCAAGGCCCCCGACCUAACAUCUGUGGCAUCUGUGGGAAGAGCUUUGGGCGAGGCUCCACCCUGAUCCAGCACCAGCGCAUCCAUACCGGCGAGAAGCCUUACAAAUGUGAGGUGUGCAGCAAGGCCUUUUCCCAGAGCUCUGACCUCAUCAAACACCAGCGUACCCAUACGGGCGAGCGGCCCUACAAGUGUCCCAGGUGCGGCAAGGCCUUCGCGGAUAGCUCUUACCUUCUUCGUCACCAGCGCACACACUCUGGCCAGAAGCCCUACAAGUGCCCACACUGUGGCAAGGCCUUCGGCGACAGCUCCUACCUCCUGCGGCACCAGCGCACCCACAGCCACGAGCGGCCCUACAGCUGCCCAGAGUGUGGCAAGUGCUAUAGCCAGAACUCAUCCCUGCGCAGCCACCAGAGAGUGCACACUGGGCAGCGGCCUUUCAGCUGCGGCAUCUGUGGCAAGAGCUUCUCCCAACGCUCAGCACUUAUCCCUCAUGCCCGCAGCCACGCCCGGGAAAAGCCCUUCAAGUGCCCGGAGUGCGGCAAGCGCUUUGGCCAGAGCUCGGUUCUGGCCAUCCAUGCCCGCACCCAUCUGCCAGGUCGCACGUACAGCUGCCCCGACUGCGGCAAGACCUUCAACCGCUCCUCCACCCUCAUUCAGCACCAGCGCUCCCACACAGGCGAGAGGCCCUACCGCUGUGCUGUGUGCGGCAAGGGCUUCUGCCGCUCCUCCACGCUGCUGCAGCACCAUCGGGUGCACAGUGGGGAGCGACCCUACAAGUGUGAUGACUGUGGAAAGGCCUUCUCGCAGAGCUCCGACCUCAUCCGCCACCAGCGGACCCACGCAGCCGGCCGGCGCUAAGCAGUCAAGGGUGGGGAGGUGAUGGGCAGAAGAGAAGGGGUCAGGGAACUAGAGAAACCGCUUGAGAGGAUAAUGGAAAAGCUGGAGAAUAGAAAGGUGGAAUAUUCUAGAAGACGGGUCAGGGUGCAGGAAGUCAUAUGCCCUCUAGAAGUAUGAGAAGUGGGCUGCGAAGAGGGGUUGGAGGGAGGCCAGACAGGCAACAGGAAGCCCCAGGAGAAAUCCAUGAAAGCAGUCUCCUUAGCUGGAGGCCUGUCCUGGCAGAGUACAGAUGGGGGGGAGGGCAAGGGAGUGUCACUGAAUUAGAGUAGGGUAGUGUAGAUUGGUAGCUGCUGAGACCCUUGUGAAACCAGGAAGAGGGCAAAGGGUAGGUAGGUGGGGGUGGGGCCCAAGGGGUAGGGCCUGGGCCUCUCAGAGCAAACCCCAGUCUACCUUGUCUUCCUCAGGCUUUGGAGCCCUUUGAGUUCAAUAAAACUUUUCAUGU